UUUCGUUACCAUUAUAACGCCGCUGCGCAGUUUUUUUUACCAUGAUGAAAGAGCUGCGCAGCAGCGUUAAGAUAAUAACGAAAUUUGCGUUGAGAGUUACAAGGUUUGUGUUCGCAUCGCAACUGCUUCGAAUUAAUCCAGAGAGUAUUUGGAUCAUAAGUAAGGUGGAGCAGUUGCAUUCAUGUGCUCCAAUGUUCAGUGACACGAAUGAAUUUAGGACAAGUAAGCAUGUCACCUAAUUUAAUCGGUGAGAUCACUCGAAAAGAUCGGACAUGUGUCUCGUUUCGUUUCAGCGAAAAGUGAUCGCUUGUGUGAGAAAACAGUCUAUCAACGCAGCUGAGUCAACAAAUAAAUUUAUCCAGGAAAGUAUAGAGGCCUUUCUCUCUGACCACUUUUUUUCCACUGGCAUUCGAGAACACCAGAGAACAUUUAGCCGGGUAUCUCAAGUUGGCACGAAAUGUUUGCGUUGCGCGUCCUGUGGCAAUAUGAAAACUGGAAUUCUAGUUGACGAUGUACCGUGGAAUUGUGAGGUUCGACUGAAGAAACACGCCUGUGAUGUGUUUGUUGCGCAUCAUACUAUAAAUCAUUCCUGGUAAAGACGUGAUUUUCUAGUAUCUGCAAAAUGAAAUCGAGGAUUAUUGUCCUGAGCCUGUUUAUGCUCUUUGUUAUGGUGGUAUCCACAUCGGAUACUAAAGAGCGAAAAAAGAAAUCAUGGAAAGACAAGGACAUGAUGUUCAUGACGGACGCUGACGCAGAGCGUUUGCUGGAACAGUGGGAAGCAAAUGAUGAACCCCUGGAGCCAGACGAGUUGCCGGAACAUUUGCGACCUGCCCCAAAGCUAGAUAUAUCCAAGCUAGACAUAAAAAAUCCAGAGAGUAUGCUAAAAGCAACGAAGAAAGGAAAAGGCGUUAUGAUGUUCGUAGAUCUUCAGUCAAAUGUUUCAGAGGAGCAAGCAGAUGUCAUGACCCGUAUCUGGCAGACUGGCCUACAAAAUAACCAUAUCACUAUGGAAAGAUAUCCAAUUGAAAAUAAACGUUUCAUAUUCAUGUUCCACGAUGGAGCUCAGGCUAUCGAGGGUAAAAAUUAUUUGCUACAACAUCCUGAAGUGGCUCAUGUCACGAUCGAUGGACAGUCGUAUUAUCCACCACUAAAGGAGGGAGAAAGCAUUAUAAUUGACGAGUCGAUGAAAAAGCCAAGUGCCAAGAAAUCGAAAAAAGAGUUGUAAUCUCGUGAUUAAUUUCUGAAACGAUUUCUAUUUGUCUAUUUUUAUAUAAAAAGUAUACUUUCGAGAAAUA
This is a messenger RNA of Trachymyrmex septentrionalis, 1295 nucleotides long. It is a transcript of the gene boca, whose product is annotated as LDLR chaperone boca. Bases 623 to 1225 code for a protein of 200 amino acids. Gene Ontology annotation, biological process: protein folding. Lineage: Eukaryota; Metazoa; Arthropoda; Insecta; Hymenoptera; Formicidae. The record is from RefSeq and is a predicted model, not a curated record. The transcript is spliced from 8 exons.